CUUGGACUCGAAUCUCUUUAUUUCGGCGUUAAGUAGUUUACUUCUUUUUGCUUUUCAAUAGUUGCUAUUUUGUUAUCAUCGUUCACGUAAAUUUCUUUUGAAAACUGUUGAGCUUAAGGCAACAAGUGUUUAUAUUUCCAUUCCGGCCAUUCUGGAUAUAUGUGACCUGACAAAUCAUGCCAAAUCUGGAGUGAUAAGCAGAUGUCAUAUUCCGUGAUGCGGAUACGGAUGCCUUUGAAUUCAACUAAAUGACGCAAAAGGAGUCUUUGUAGCUCUUUUUGUUUCGCUCCCUAUACAAUUCUGCAAAAAAUUCUGUUGACUCAUCAAUGGAUGUUGAUCCACCUUUACCACAUCCUGUUUUAAAAAGAUGCUCUAGUGCCCCCAUGAUCAGUGAAUGUGACACAGAGGCUGGUGCUGUAGCCACCUCCUCAGCUACAGCUUCACUAGCCAGUGCAGCCCCUUCACAUUCAAGAACAUCACCUACAUUUAUUUUGUGUUCCACAUUUGAACCACGGACCAGAAGAUUUAGUGCAAGUUUUAGUCCAUUGCAUUCCCCUGGGGGUGAAUAUACUUUUUUUUUGUAAUGAAGAAAUUUCACUAAACAUAUUUUUACAUGUAAGACGCCUGGGAGCCCAAGAGUCCCUCCCUCCAGAGUUAGCCAAUUAAAGAAAGAAGAAGCUUGUGAUGCUGUAGGUCGAGAGGUUGCCAGUGAAAAGGAAUUCCAAUCCACUUUACAAAUCUCAGCUUCAUGGGAAGAUCUAUCUCUGAGUGAUACUGAUUCAAAAGAAUCUAAAGCUGAGCCUCACCGAAGGCCUUCCUCUGCUUGUACGGAGCCAAUACACGUAACUUUACCUAACGGGUUGUCAACCUUCGUCUCGUCUCCUUAUCCUUCACCGACCAGGGUCAGUGGUCGACAGUGUUUUUCUCCAUCUAUGCAAAUUCCUGUACGGAACUCGUCAUUCUCGCCGACUCCAAGCCCAAGUCCUACAAGGAAAACGUUUUAUACCAGUCGACGGAGUCUCUCGCCAAUAGCUAUUCGUGCCAGUUCUUUUGGACCGGUAAAGCGGAAAUGUGAUUUGGAGGACCGAGGAGAUUCAGCUUGGACCCCUAACAAAAAGUAUCAACAUUUCUCGCCAGCGGCAAAUGUUUCUAGCGUUGGAGGUCCUCUUUUAGUCACCCAGUCUUCAAGUGGAGAAAAUGGUGAAAUCUCUGGGAGAAUUCCCAUUGUUAGCCGUAGUAGUGUGAUCCCUACACCAGAUUCGCAAUCAUCUUCAGCAAGUCCGUCAGAUUCAGGUUCUAACCAAUCACCUCUUCAGGUGUGUAAAGUGGUUGAUAGCCCAGCUAACAGUCCCGGUGGACGACGUGGUAGCACUGGCGGCGGAGGUGAGAGCAGUGGUAGCCGCUCUCGUGAUCGGACGUCGUGUGUCGUCCCUUCACCUUUAGCUGCCACCAACACGAUCGAAGAUCCUGAUGCUGAAUACAAAAUGAGUUCUACAAGCAAAGAACGGAAAGAUUUCUCUAGGCUUUUCGUUCCAAUUCCGCCAUCACCUGGAGCUAUGGAUUGCUGUACGGGCGAUAGCGAAGAAUCUUUAGCCAAUAAUCAUCACGAUUUUUCAACCAACAGAAUACGCGACCAAGUUUCCAAGGAGCUGGAUGCUAGUGGUGCGGAUUACGGCCCCAUGGAUGAAAAUAUGGAAGAACCUGCCACCGUUUCAUCCCAGGAACAUUCGAUGAGCGUCGACUCUAGUCACUCUCCUAUGGAUCCUUCCGUUUAAUCCGUAUUUUCGACAAGAAAUCCUGUCAAAUCGUCUUUAUUUCUCUUCAGACAAAAUGCCCCCUUGCCCUGAUUCGCCUUCUCUUUACGCUUUUAGUCAACAAACACGGGAUAUUUUGUAGGGGCAUCCGACGCAGUGUCGACGUCCGAUGAUAACCUGAAAGUAAGAGAAAAUUUGUGCCCACGUUGUAC
This is a messenger RNA of Daphnia carinata, 1966 nucleotides long. RefSeq lists its product as uncharacterized. Gene Ontology annotation, molecular function: protein serine/threonine phosphatase inhibitor activity. The transcript is spliced from 8 exons. The record is from RefSeq and is a predicted model, not a curated record. NCBI's taxonomy places the organism in Eukaryota, Metazoa, Arthropoda, Branchiopoda, Diplostraca, Daphniidae.